Symbiodinium necroappetens is the source of this 458-nucleotide messenger RNA. The record is from the annotation of a GenBank genome assembly. NCBI's taxonomy places the organism in Eukaryota, Dinophyceae, Suessiales, Symbiodiniaceae.
GCUUUGCUAUGGUGUACAGCACUUCAGCUGCCCCAAUGAUUGGGGUGACCAGCGGCAUGCAGGCUAGUGAGACUUGCCCGCUUUCAGCCAGCGAGACCACCUUGCCUUCAGCCAGUGAUCCAAUGGCUGGUGGGACCGACAGUACGCAGGCUCGUGAGACUCCCGUGGCGCCAGCCGAUGACCCUAUGACUGAGGCGACCCAUGAUGGUAUGCAGGCUAGUGAGACCACCCUGCCUUCAGCCAGUGAUCCAAUGGCUGGUGGGACCGACAGUACACAGGCUCGUGAGACUCCCGCGGUCCCGCGGCGUCAGCCGCUAGGCUCCGUGAAUGUCUCCAGAUGGCGCAUCAUUUUCUGGCCACUACUGACACUACUGAAAUCGAGCAGCUUUGAGCUGUGUAAGCUCCAAGAUUUGCAAAUCCUUUUCACUGGUUAUCCGGCUCUCGAGCCUAGACUGUGA